This is a messenger RNA of Caenorhabditis briggsae, 891 nucleotides long. Bases 1 to 891 code for a protein of 296 amino acids. Lineage: Eukaryota; Metazoa; Nematoda; Chromadorea; Rhabditida; Rhabditidae. The transcript is spliced from 7 exons. The record is from RefSeq and is a predicted model, not a curated record.
AUGCCAAAACAAGAAUUCGACAACUGGGAUCUGUGGGCUGGUGCUCUUUGCUUUCUAUCAUUUAUGCUAUUUGUAUUUUUUACUUCUUGUACUUGUAUCAAUUUUUGCUGUGUAAAAGAAGACGAUGAGUUGACAAAAAUGGAAAUUAAACAUGUCUUUCACUCGUUAAUUACUAUGUUUUUCGCCAAAACAGGUGGAGUAAAAGGUAAGUUGGAACCCCCAACCAACGUUUUAGUUCAUUUCAUCGAGUGCCAGCAAGCCAGGCGAGGAGAUGCUUUGCGGCGGCGGUGUGCCCCAUAUGCCCCGUAUAUGCCCCAUACCGGCGUCCUUUCCCUGUACCCAAUUCAUCGGCGCGUCCUCCGUCGCCCAUCCAUUAUGCGUAUGCGCGCAGGACCUGUGCGACCGAAAUGGAAGCCUUACAUCCGCCGUCCACUAUACUUUGCGUGCAAGUGGGCGGGGCUUCGGGUGUCUUCUGGGAAUAUUUCCGUUUUCGAUGGUUUUUCACGAUUGUUUUGGAAGAUUCAAGAAUUCCCUGAAUCGCUGGAAAUCUUCAAGUUUUGUCUUUUUUUCAAGUUUACCAAUUCUUCAGUUUCUCGGGCUUUUUUUCGAUCAAUGCCAUCAAAAAUCACCUCGAUUUCAAAAAAUUUUGUAAUCUGUUAUUUUUCAUUGGGGUGCGGAGCGUCGAAUUCGCCUACGAUUGGGACCACACUCGCAGAACGUUCUUCAGAAGAAACUCCUGGAACGAGCGAUGGAUUGAAUAAUUGGUUGAUUUGUUUCACUAUUUUUAAAAAAUCAUUCGAAUAUCUUCUCAAGAAAGUUGAUAACGAUAACACUUCUACCGUAUCCCAAGAUGCUUUAAAAAACAGAUCCUUAUUUUCUCUCUCCAACUAG